Messenger RNA from Pelmatolapia mariae (spotted tilapia), 738 nucleotides. Its product is annotated as C-C motif chemokine 4 homolog. Bases 264 to 539 code for a protein of 91 amino acids. Gene Ontology annotation, biological process: immune response. Gene Ontology annotation, cellular component: extracellular region. The transcript has 5 exons. The record is from RefSeq and is a predicted model, not a curated record. Gene Ontology annotation, molecular function: chemokine activity. NCBI's taxonomy places the organism in Eukaryota, Metazoa, Chordata, Actinopteri, Cichliformes, Cichlidae.
GUUUCCCUCCCGUUUCCUAUUGUUACAUAAUCCUGAUUUUACAGCCAUCUCCCGUUAAUCUUUAACGUGGCAUUUCUUUAACUCCUCAGUGAUCUGCCUUUGUGUGCUUCUUGUCUGUUUCUUGGAUUUGUUUUGCUUUUUUGCACUGUUUGGACUUGUUGCAUCUUUUGGACUUUGGACUGUCCUCAUAAAAGUGUGGAGUAGCUGCAGAGACGUCGCUUGCAACAGCUGAAGGACAUCAUCACAUCCAGAGUGAAGUCACCAUGAAGGCCACAGUGGGACUGCUGCUUCUGCUGCUCACUGUUUAUUGCUGGGCUGUUGGACCUGAAGGAUUGGAUGAGCUGGCUCCUGGAGAAUGCUGUUUCCAUUUCUCUACAGGACGCAUACCAGUGAAGAACAUAGUCUCUGUCACCAAGACUCACAGCAGCUGUCUGGAAAAAGCAUUUGUGAUCCAUACAGCCAAAGGAAAACGCUUCUGCGUGGGUCACACUGUCACCUGGGCUCAAGACGCUUUUAACAAAGAGCAGAACAGUGACUAACAAUGCUCUUCAGUGUCCACGAUCAAGCAUAAUAACAGUCUCUGUUAUGUUAUUCUUCGCUACCAGCAUUUUUAUAAUGACUGUAUUUUACAAAUAAAUAUAUGUAUAUAUAUAUACACACACACACACAUAUAUAUAAAACAACCCACGUACUCAUGUUUUAGAUUCUCUCCAGGAACUUUUCAAUAAAAAUGCUCGG